Molecule: messenger RNA, 1538 nt
Organism: Danio aesculapii
Lineage: Eukaryota; Metazoa; Chordata; Actinopteri; Cypriniformes; Danionidae
Gene: cmtm8b
Product: CKLF-like MARVEL transmembrane domain containing 8b
Exons: 4
Coding region: 74-616 (180 amino acids)
Biological process (GO): myelination
Cellular component (GO): membrane
Molecular function (GO): structural constituent of myelin sheath
Source: RefSeq, a predicted model, not a curated record
AGUUUUCCUUUCAUUUUUGAACAGGCAUCACUUCUUGGCUUAUUUGGACUGGGUGUUUUUUAAUUCCGUUAGAAUGGAGGUCGACUCCGAAUCCCGCAUCGACAGCAGCAGCAGCAGCGCUGACAGAACCAGCAGAAGCUCCAAUCUGGAGAGUUUAGGCUUGUCACACUCCAAACUAGCGUAUGAUGGGAACUUCAUUCGCUCUGCUUCUGGUGUGUUGAUGGUCGGAGAAAUCGUGUUUGGGCUUUUCGUGUGGACUCUGAUUGGUGGGACGGAGUACCUACAUGUUCCUGCUCUGUGCUGGGUAAUGUUUGUGUCAGUCUUUUACUGGGUGCUCACCGUCGUCCUCUUCCUCUUAUACCUGAUCACGCUCCACAUCAGGAUAACCUGGAUCCCUUGGAACAUUCUGGGAAUAUGUUUUCACGGCAGUGCCACUGUAUUGUACCUGAGUGCAUCUGUUAUGGGGGCAAUAUCUUUGAAUGUGGCCAAUAGAGGGCGCUAUUACUUCAUCUGUUGGGUGGCGUCAAUGAUAUUUGCUUCACUGGCAACACUAUGUUAUGCAGGAAAUACAGCUGUGAAUUUUAAAUCCUGGAGAUCAAAAAGCGAAGAUACAUAAGUUUUUUUUUCAGAUUUUCCUCAAAGGACAAUUUAUGUAAAUGUACAGAAUCACAUUACAAGACUUUUGAUGUGGUUGAAGUAAAAAUCCAAAAAUAUAUGUAGCAUUGUUCUUAUAAAACUUUAAUUGACAGAAGAUUUCACAAUCAAUUUUCAUUGGAAAAUAAUAAGGGGGUAAAUAAGUUUUAAAAGGGGCGUAUUCUGCAAUUUUUAGCAAAAUGUAAAAAAAGUCUCUGAUGUCCCUAAAAUUUUGUGUGAAGUUUCAGCUCAAAAUACCCCACAAAUAACGUUUUAUUUCUCUAAGAAACUGUUCCUUUUAGUCUUUAAUCCAAAUUGUGCCAUUUUAUUGACUGCCACUUUAAAUUCAAAUGAGAUUGUGCUCUUUUCAAAAGAAGGCGGAGCUACAAACGUCAGGAUAGCAGAAGAUUGAAAACAGGACUACCGUUUACUGUGUGAAAAAAAACUGAAAAUGUCAAAAGGAAUGGCUCAGAAGACAUAUAAUGCUUCGUAGUCGCUGACAUUAUCUUCAGCACGUACGGUAUGAAAACUUGGAUGGCUGCUUCUCACUCAGGGCUGUUUAUGCUAGUAAGGAAGAGAUUGUCACUAAUGGGCGGGGCUUUCGCCCUCUGAUGACAUGUACAAAGGGAGAAUGUUAAUCAAAGUGUUUCUGCAGACUGUCUUUAAGAAGUGUGAUUAUUAAAAAAAGAAUUAUUUAAUUUUUACCAUUAAAAGCUGGGUAUAUGCACAACUGUUUAAAGUCCUUAUAAAAUGGAUUUUUGCAUAAUAGGUCCCCUUUAAAAGUAUGCUUUACCUUGAAUCACUACAGUAAGGCCACUAUAAAGACUUUAAUCCAGAGAGCUGAUUUAAUCAGAAGUUACAGGAUGUCUUGCUAUAUUCUUGUUUGUUUGUAUUAAACAAAGAUG